AUGUACGCAAAACUCUUGACUAUCUUGCUUUUUGCCGCUCUAUUCUCCGUAGCUAUUGCAAGUCCUAACGAAAAGAAAGAAACAAUCAUCGAAUUUGAUAAAAGUAAAUGUUCAUUAACAUUUCUCUUUAUCGAUAAGUCUUUGCAAUCUUUUCUCUAA
Molecule: messenger RNA, 159 nt
Organism: Acaulospora morrowiae
Lineage: Eukaryota; Fungi; Glomeromycota; Glomeromycetes; Diversisporales; Acaulosporaceae
Source: the annotation of a GenBank genome assembly